AAGAAGCGAGACAGAGCGAGCGGCCGGCAGUGCUCCGCCUUCGGUCAAUCCACUCGACAAGCAGCUGUCUUCUCUUUUCAACACAGAAUAUCAAUAUCGAGAGACAUCGAGAGGUAUUGUCCCAAUCGUCCACAAAAUGUCCAACGGUACCCCGAGCUCGGCGGAUAUGGAUCUGCUACUACAACGCAGUACGCAUAAGACCGUGACGCAGUACAUCGUGUCCUCUGCUACUGGAGACCAGCAACUCGCUAUCUUGAUGAAUGCGAUUCAAUGUGCGUGUAAAGUGGUCUCACAUGCGAUUCGGAGAGCGGGGAUAUCGAACCUCUACUUAUGGAAAGAUUGCUGUGUUGACAGUUACUUUACCGUUUCCAGUUCGACCACUAGUCGCGCCUGUCAUUGUAGACUGCUAGCACAAGUUGAAUGGCAAAAAUGAUCCUAGCUCUUUCAAAACCCCUUUAAAUUUCUCGAUGCUAAGUAGUCCCCUUUUCCCCGCCCUCCACCUCCUGCUCUAAUAUCCGGCAACAGCAAAACAACCAACGCGACAGGAGACGAGGUGAAGAAACUAGACAUCGUUGCCAAUGACAUCUGGAUACACAGUCUGAGAAACUCAGGUGUCUGCUGUCUGCUCGUCUCCGAAGAAGAGGAGGAAGCCUUAGUCCUGAACCCGGAAGAGGGCUGUCCAAUAGGCCCGUUUUGUGUGGCUUUUGAUCCUCUCGAUGGUUCUUCGAACGUCGAUUGCAACGUGUCAGUGGGGUCCAUUUUCUCGGUCUACCGAAGAAAAACGGGUGGGCCAUGCGCGUCAUCGGAGGAUAUAGUGAGGCCAGGGACAGAAAUCGUGGCGGCGGGCUAUUCGAUGUAAGUACUUUAUGCUUUUAGUUCUUGCAAAGAAAUGUAAGUACUUUAUGCUCCUUAGUUCUUGCAGGAAAGAAUGAAGAAUGAAUUCUUUUUUAACAACUUUAUGCUUAGUUCUUGACUACCUUUAUUACCCUAGUAACCCUCACGACGACAACGUGCUCCACUUUCAUGCGUGGAUGAGAGCAACAUUUCACUUACAAAGUAGUUACUUGACAGGACUUCCCACCUCCUCAGAUGUAGACGUUGUAGCAUGACAAAUUUCUUUACAAAUCAUUUCCGUCAAGGUACGGCGCCGCCACAGAGCUAGUGAUUACGACUGGGAUGGGCCAACCAGUGGAACGAUUCCAACUGGAUCCCAGUGUUGGGGAGUUUAUGUUCAUCGAAUACAUCAAAUUUCCAGCAGACGGCGGCAAGAAGAUCUACAGCUGUAACGAAGGAAACAGCAAACAUUGGGACCAAGGAUUGCUCGACUUUGUGCAACACUGCAAGGAUAGGAGUACUAAUGUCGCCUCUGGAUGUCGUGUAGUCAUUCACACUGCAAGGAUGGGAGUACUAAUGUGGCCUCUGGAGACGUUACUCACGUCGUUAAGCAGUCGGUCUUAUGUAGCUGCAGUGUCUCUACUCGGGUCACAACGGAGCCAGGCAGCUACUCGUAGUUGCUACGUGGUUCGAAUGAAUGAGUGAGUGACUGAAUGAUAUUCGUAGCAAUCGUCCUUGCAUGUGAGGUUUGCCAUACCCAUAUCCAUACCUCCAAACUCUCCACUCAGGUUACACCGCGCGUUACGUCGGUUCCAUGGUGUCCGAUGUUCACCGGUCACUCCUGUAUGGCGGCAUCUUCUUCUAUCCUGCGGACAAGAAGAGUACAAAGGGCAAAUUGCGUGUGCUCUAUGAGGGUUUCCCCAUGGCUAUGAUAACGGAAAAUGCAGGUGGAGCUGCUUCCACAGGUAUGUUCCAAGGCAAGAUUGGUCGAGUCUUGGAAGUAAGUCCCGAGAAGAUCCACGAUCGGUGUCCGAUCAUCAUGGGAUGCCAGAGGGACGUUUCUUUGCUCUUGCAGAUGAUACAGGAUGCGAAGGCAUAGAUACAGAUGUCAAAUACUAGUGUAGUACUGCUAAUCGAAUUACAAAGCGGUGCGAGGCGCCAUCGUCGAUAAUUAUGCAGCGCUGGCCUAGUCGUAGUCCCCAUCGAAACGCUGUUGUGUGCAGUAUUGUGAAAAGCGUUUUCAUAUCUAUCGUGUUUUUACAAGAGGAGUCGCACCAGUGCAAAUGCGACGUUAUAUCCGUUUUCUUUUCCACGGUCUUUCAUCAUGAAGUAGCCACCGCCAGAAACACACGGUCUUCCUAGUUUUGACCUUUUGCUAAACUCUUUCUCUUCCUCGACGACUAUUUUUACACCUUCCUUGCUUUCUUGCUUGCACGAGACGACCAUUUUCCGCAAACUCGCUGAUCGCCUG
This is a messenger RNA of Amoebophrya sp. A25, 2305 nucleotides long. NCBI's taxonomy places the organism in Eukaryota, Dinophyceae, Syndiniales, Amoebophryaceae. The record is from the annotation of a GenBank genome assembly.